AACAAGUUAGAAAAUACAGUAAAAUUAAGUUUAUAAAAAUAGAAAAAUGGCUGAAGUGAACACAGUGUGGCAGACUAAGAGCAGAAUGACUGUUUCAAAAAUAUAAAAGCUAGAAAAACAAAAGAAAGGUUAAAACACGGGGGGUCAGGCAGCAGAGAUCCGGGUCACCAAGUGUAACCUUGACCAGCAGCCCCACUGACAUGUUGUUGCGGCUCCGCGUGUUGACACCGUCCAUCAUGUGUCAGCGCAGGCCACGCCCACACCUCUGACGUCAGCGCGGACACUGUCCAUCCGCGGUUCAAGGGCGAAACUUCACCGAAGAGGGUCCGAGAUGAGGGACAGUGGUCAGCAGUGGGCUUCCUGAACUAUCCCUUACACCAUGAGUCCGUCCUCCUGCCUCUGCAUCACUCGUCUGUCCGCCGUUCACGACACAUCCCGGGAGGAGCUUCACGUGAGACCCGACAGCACUUGAGGACCACCGUGUUUUGAUCCCCGUUAAAGGAGCAGCGCCGCUCGAGAGGCUCCCGAGAAGUCAUCAUGGCGGACUCCAGCUUCAACAGCCUGACAUCCCUGGCCCGGGCUCUGUCACAGCCCACGCUGGACAUGAUAGAAGUCAACGACUCGGUUUUCACGACGCGAAACGUUCAGCGGCAUCCGUCCCGGAGGAGAAAGCUGUCGAGCUGCAACUCGAUAGAAAUCACCGACCCGGUGACUUCCCCGUCCGCCGCCGAGGCUCGAGUCCUGGUCAUCAACACCGGAGGAACCAUCGGGAUGACGCUUCAUGACGACGUUCUUGCCCCAAAAGCCAACGCUUUCGUGAAGGGCCUGCGGAAGCUGCCCAUCCUCCACGACGAGGGCUAUGCCCAGCAGACCUGCCUGUAUGAGUACUAUGGAGAGAACACCCUGGUCCUGCCGAAGCCAGCAGCCCAUCCUGACCUGCUGUCUCUCGGACCGAGUAAAGAAAACAAGAGGGUGGUCUACACUAAUAAGAGGAUAGUCUACACUAUCCUAGAAUACAACCCUUUGCUGGACUCUUCCAACAUGACCACAGAUGACUGGGGUAGGAUUGGAAAAGACAUCGAGAAAAACUACGAAAGCUUCGACGGUUUUGUGAUUCUUCACGGCACCGACACGAUGGCUUACACGGCCUCCGCCUUGUCCUUCAUGUGCGAGCAUUUGGGCAAACCAAUCAUCCUCACCGGCUCCCAGGUGCCGAUUUAUGAGAUGAGGAACGAUGGCAGAGACAACUUGCUGGGAGCGCUGCUAAUUGCUGGCCAAUUUGUCAUUCCUGAAGUGUGCCUGUACUUCUACAACAAACUCUACAGAGGCAAUCGUGUGACCAAGGUGGACACUGGGAGUUUCAAUGCGUUCUCGUCUCCUAACUUGGCUCCUCUGGCCACCGCUGAAGUAGAUAUUACAAUCAACUGGGACACAGUGUGGAGGGCAAACACCACGGCCAAGUUUCAAGUCAGCACUGAGCUGAACCGCAACGUAGGCCUGCUCAGGCUCUUCCCGGGAAUCACGUCUUCUACUGUGAAGGCUUUCCUGCAGCCGCCCAUGCAGGGUGUGGUCCUGGAGACCUACGGCAGCGGAAAUGCCCCAGACAACCGUCCCGACCUGCUGGAGGAGCUGAAGAAGGCCACAGACUCCGGUGUCAUCAUCAUCAACUGCACACAGUGUCUCAGAGGGACCGUGUCUGCAUCCUACGCCACUGGAAAGGUGUUGAUGGAUGCGGGUCUGAUAGCCGGUGGUGACAUGACUCCAGAGGCCGCUCUGUCGAAGCUCUCCUACGUUUUGGCCAAGAAGGACCUUAAACUCGACGCGAGGAAAAAGAUGAUGGCUCAGAACCUGCGAGGAGAAAUGAGCGCUGACUUAGCCGGAGCCAAACUGUGUCUGAGUGACAGCCGCUUCAUCCAGGUCAUUGCCAAGUCUCUGAGCAUCAGCUGCAAGGAGGAGCUGGAAGCCAUCCGUGACGCUCUGACUCCACCACUGGCCUGUGCUGCUGCUAAGAUCGGAGACAUUGAGGCCUUAGAGGCUCUAAAAGAAAUGGGCAGCAACUUGUGUCUGGGGGACUACGACGGACGCACGCCGCUGCAUAUCGCUGCCUGCGAGGGCCAUCUCAAACUGGUGCAGUACCUCCUGAGUCACGGAGCUUCAGUGUACGCGAAAGAUCGUUACGGAGACACACCCCUGUGCAACGCCGUGCGCUUCAAACACAAGGGAGUCGUGAAGCUGCUCAGAAAGACUGGAGCGCACUUUUCCAGAGAAGAGCUGGAGGAAGCAGGAACCGAGCUGUGCAGCCUUGCAGCCAGCGGCGACCUGGACGGCCUGAAAAUCUGGAGCAUUGCCGGAGCGGAUCUGAAUAAACCGGGCUACGACGGACAGACGGCCAUUCAAGUGGCCCAAGCUGCCGGCAAAAAGGAAGUGGUGGCGUUUUUAGUUCACCUGAUAAGCAAUAAAACCAAGAAAGUAUUUGGUGAAUUGAAUGAAUAUGAUGAAUAUGAUGAUGAUGAUGAUGAGGAUGAUGAUGAUGAUGAGAGCGGAGUGAUCGAGUUCACGGCCGCCCCAGCAGGACUCUGAGCCCAAUGACGCUACCUCAACUGACAGGAACCGUCCUCUUGUUUCCUCUGCAGCCGUCCUCCACGCGCACACGCUGUCCCGUUUGUUUCUGCCAGAGCUGCAUUUAGAUUGUGCAUACUGUUUCCCCUCCAAACCUGUUAAUGGCACAACAUAUUGUGUAAUCACUGCUUUGAGUGUGUGAUGCCCAGAAUGGGGGAAAAACACCGUGUAAAUGUUUGAUUGUUCCUCAUUAGUGCAAAUGCUUUUUAUUACCGUGUAUGAACAAGAGACUCUAAUCAGGGAAUUAAAGGUGAACUCCACCUGCGCUGUUUUAAACAACCCAAUACUGUGAGCACUACUUCAUAAAGCGGUGUUUAUUCUUCCUUCAGCAAUACGUUCACGAUACGUGGAACUACAGGGUCCAUUCACAGGUUUCAUUUUUAUAGCGAGAUGCUGGAACUCAUGAAAAUAAGGUUUAACUUUUUAUCAUGUGGGAUGUAAUCCAACGUUAGCACUUGACCACUUCGGUCUAAGCUCCCGAAGCACUUGUUUUCGCUUCCUUCUGCUCCAACAGGUCUUACAAAAAACCCGCAGUUACCUUUGAGACUCAUCCAGCCUGUUUCUUUGACCGAUUGUCGAGCUGGAAGCGUCGCAUGUCUGUCUGUUUGACAGGGAAAGGGGAAAUCCAGACUAUUGUGUGAGCCACGUAAAGGCCUAAAACUGCCAGUUUCUGCGUCCUGUGACGUGUUUUAAAUGUGUAUUCUUUGCAUCCACAAUCACAAACGACUCCCGUUUUCAGUACCUUUGUGUUCCAAGUGAAUGUUAAACAUUUCUACUUUGGUUUGAUGUGAUUGACUUUUUAAAAACCAAUGCAGGUUAAAGUCUUCAUCAUCUUCAGUGAUUACGUGAAAAUAAAUACAUCUGAAUGUGUGGAAAUCAAUCAAGCCAUCUGUUGUGUUCCAAAAAGUCAAAAAGUCUGAGGAAUGUGUUUCUUUUGUGGGGAA
This is a messenger RNA of Stegastes partitus (bicolor damselfish), 3563 nucleotides long. RefSeq names its product asparaginase homolog (S. cerevisiae) (gene aspg). Bases 538 to 2580 code for a protein of 680 amino acids. Gene Ontology annotation, molecular function: asparaginase activity; protein binding. Gene Ontology annotation, biological process: amino acid metabolic process. The transcript is spliced from 18 exons. The record is from RefSeq and is a predicted model, not a curated record. NCBI's taxonomy places the organism in Eukaryota, Metazoa, Chordata, Actinopteri, Pomacentridae.